Messenger RNA from Antechinus flavipes (yellow-footed antechinus), 709 nucleotides. RefSeq names its product chromosome 4 C1orf146 homolog (gene C4H1orf146). Lineage: Eukaryota; Metazoa; Chordata; Mammalia; Dasyuromorphia; Dasyuridae. Gene Ontology annotation, cellular component: chromosome. The coding region runs from base 127 to 666 and encodes 179 amino acids. The record is from RefSeq and is a predicted model, not a curated record. Gene Ontology annotation, biological process: reciprocal meiotic recombination; synaptonemal complex assembly. The transcript has 6 exons.
CGGUUUUCUGGAGCCUGGACCACUCUCUUUUUCCCAGAGAGCAAAGUGGGGCUGGAGAAGGCGUCACCACCCACGUGACUCCUCGGAAGUUUCUGUACUUUGGAUAGACUCUAGAUCCAUAGAAAGAUGACAGAAAGUAAUGGAAAGGAAAAAUGGAUUACAACUAUAAUUAUGAGCUCAUCUCUUCAGAGUCAUGAAGUUGCCGCUAUCUUAAAAAAUGAGAAUCACAAAGUUCGUUAUUCAAAUUCAGUAGAACCUGGAUCCAUUAUUUUUUCUCUUUCUGGGGUGGCGUUUUUACUGCUCGACGCCCAGGACUGUUUGAUGACGUCCGAGGAAGCCCUUUGGGCCCAGAUUGAGAAGUUCAGGAGGAUCCACCGGAACAGCUUUUUGGCCCUCUCGGCCGCCCUCCACGGCCCCGCGGAAUGGGAGCUGAUGUACCGGGUCCAGCAGAGAUUCCUGGGUGAUAAUUUACGCAUCAUCCCAGUCCACAACCCCUUAGACGCCGUCAAACUUAUGACCACCAUCGCCAAGAGCACUGGCAAACCACAUACUGACAACAUUCAGUACAGGAUGAUUGUGGCCAAAGCCCAAAUUAUAGAGCAAAGUCCUGUUUGGAAAACACUUCAGAAGAUACAACUGGGCUGUGAUCCUCUUAAUAUGAAUUAGUCAUUAAAGUCUAUUAAAACUUGGCUAUUUUCUUCAAAGCAAA